Camellia sinensis is the source of this 690-nucleotide messenger RNA. The record is from RefSeq and is a predicted model, not a curated record. NCBI's taxonomy places the organism in Eukaryota, Viridiplantae, Streptophyta, Magnoliopsida, Ericales, Theaceae.
GAGUCAACGAAAGAAAAUGUUUUCCUUUUUUUUAAACCGGAAAACAUUUUCCAGAAGUCGAUCAAUUUGUCAAGCAGCACUGAGGUUCUCGUUCCAGCGAUAGCAUUGAUUUACUUUCAAAUCUACGAACCAACCCUCCCAGAUAUGGCAACAGGGAACUUUGUGAAGUCUUUUGUUGACAUAGAUGCUGAAGUGAAAAUUGCUGAAUCAAUUGAUUUUGGCAUUGAUGUGGAAGAUGUAGCAAAAAGGAAAUAUGUUACUUCUUCAAGUGAAAUUUCAUCUGAAGCAAGGCCUCAUAAAAGGAAUCACCGUGAUCAAGAUGAUAGCUAUUACAAGUUAUCCAAACAAAUUGGAGAAGCUGCUUCAGCAAUAAAAAAAUUGAUGGAGGAUCAAGUUAAUGUCAAUGAUCUUUAUGAAGUUAUGAAGAUGCAAGGAUAUGAUGAAUUUAUGCUUGCCCAGCAUUUGAUUUUUUGGUUGAAAAUGAAAAUGUAGCAAAGGCAUUCAUGAUCAAGAGUGUUAGGCUUGGAAAAAUAGGGUUGGAAGGUUUCUUUGGAAAAAUGCUAGAAAUUAGUUGUUUAAAUUUGUACUUGGCUAUGAAUUAAGGCCUAUUAGCUUGUUUCCUUUUAGCUUGUUUAAAUUUUUUUGUUUUCACUGAAUUAAGGCCUAUUAACUUUUUUUUUUUGGUUUAAA